CUAUUGAAAAAAUGUAGGCACACAACAAGUGUCCCCAUUCAAAAUUUAGCCCCCCAUGAGUCCAUGACUCCUCCAGAUUCGUAUCACCACCGACAGUCUCUCGCUCUGUCAAUAUCUCUUGAAACUAGAACACCCAUAUGGAGACUUGUCCCAAAAGUGUCUUAAUUUGCCAUAUUUUUAUCGAACCACUGUCCCACUCUGUUCUUCUGGUUUAUCAAAGCGUUUCGGUAGGGUAUUUGCUGCUGGGCAAUGGCUAUGGUUAAGAAUGAAAGAGACUGCUCCGACGCCAUCGACCACUUCAGUUAUACCAAGUUUUGUUUUCUUAAGGUUCAACCCUGUGUUUGUAUUUGGAGUGACAAAUGCUCCUUGAAAAUGGGAAGAAGGCACCCCUUCAUACUUGCAGGAUCUCUCAUGAUCUUUGUUGUCGUCGUAUUAAUCGGAUUUUCUGCAGACAUUGGAUACUUAUUAGUAGAUACACACGAGCAUUGCAGGGCUUUUGUCAAUGGCAAAUGCUGGUCCAGACACCAAUGGUUCACAAUUCUUCAUCACCACUGUGACAACUAGCUGGUAAUUUUAUGUGUUUUCUUGUUGAUGAUAGUGAUGAUAUUGAUGAUCAUAUUUGAUAAACAAAUAAAUACUUCUGUUAAAGCUACUAUCUUCUGCUGCAAAAUGCAUUGUUUUUGUGUUCAUCCAUUCGCACAUUUAUUUGCUUGAUGCAUCAAAAUCAUGAGGGAAAUGCUAAAGUUUAUAUGGUUUCAUAUCUAUAUAUUUACACUUUUUGUCUAUCUAGGUGUUAAUUGUUCUAGAUCUACUAAUGUAUGUCUUAAUGUUUGAUUGAGUGAAUUAGGACUUAUUCUGUUUAAUCUAUUUGAUGGACUUGGACAUGU
Rosa chinensis is the source of this 887-nucleotide messenger RNA. Its product is annotated as sucrose transport protein SUC3. Gene Ontology annotation, molecular function: sucrose:proton symporter activity. The transcript has 4 exons. Bases 250 to 564 code for a protein of 104 amino acids. Lineage: Eukaryota; Viridiplantae; Streptophyta; Magnoliopsida; Rosales; Rosaceae. Gene Ontology annotation, cellular component: membrane. The record is from RefSeq and is a predicted model, not a curated record.